GUAACGAUCGAGGAUUUUGGACCUUUAUAUGCAGAAGGAUUCAUUCGAGAUGACGUUCAUGAAGAAGUUCUUGCAAAAGACAGGUGCUCUCGACUUUGUCCGGUCGUUUGAGGACCGCUUCAUGGACAAGCCAAGCCAUUUCGCCUUCUUGAAUCGCUUUUUGGACAUCGUGCAGCCGAUGAAGCAAACUGGUGACACUACGAGUGGUGCGUUCGAUCCACACAGAUUUUUUGCGCUGUCGACCAGUACUGAACAGGCCACUGGAGGCGAGCCGCUACCACCAGAUGCAUACCCGUUAGAUUUUGCACCAGCAACGUUUAUGCCUGACCCAGUGUAUAAUUUCCUUCUUGCCUUUUAUCGAUCCGUUUAUGGCACCCAUCUGGACCAUUACAGAGAUGCGCAGGGUAGCCGGGUGUUUGUGAACAAUCGUUAUAACAAGAUGAAGACAAUCACCAUUAUGGGUCAGCUCUAUAGGAGCAAAGAAGCAAGAUCGCGGCGUGGUGUGCACGCACAGGUGCUGUAUGAAGCAGAAGAUCGAGGGGAACCGAUCGCUUGGCUGUGCGAAAUCCAGUACUUCUUCCGCCACGAGUUAAAGAUCGACGCCCAGCUCAAAGAACAUGUUUUUGCCUUUGUUCGCUGGCAUAGCAUUUACAGCAGUAAUGAGUCGUUGUUCGUGGAUGAAUAUCUGAAGACAUGGCGUAGCCACUUCCUUGCUGAGGACAUGCACUGCAUCGUGCCCAUUCAUCGUCUGUAUAGUCAAGUGGCAGUUGUAAAAUACGGCGAUCAAACGCACGCAAAUGGUAGAACAGUCGUUAUUCCGUUGCCUAAAAAGAUGUUGGCGUAAAACAAAGAGAAGCAAUUUUUUCUCCUCCCCCUCCUCAAAAUUAUCUUUCUCUU
This is a messenger RNA of Zychaea mexicana, 897 nucleotides long. RefSeq lists its product as uncharacterized. Lineage: Eukaryota; Fungi; Mucoromycota; Mucoromycetes; Mucorales; Lichtheimiaceae. The transcript is spliced from 3 exons. The coding region runs from base 320 to 844 and encodes 174 amino acids. The record is from RefSeq and is a predicted model, not a curated record.